AUGGUUUAUUUGUUGCGUGUUUUGGUGUGUAGCGAUAAAAUAGCCGUUCGGAAAGCAUUCGAAGGGAAAUUGCAUGCAAUCGCCGGAACAAUGAAACCGAGUGCAUUCGAAGCGAUCGACAAUGAAUUAACUGAUGCACAUAUUCUAUUCGAGGUGUUCUGGCAAUCCGUGGCUGUACUGCACGAAGUUUCUCGGAAACUAUUAUCAAGUGAAGGCGUGUAA
Molecule: messenger RNA, 222 nt
Organism: Anisakis simplex (herring worm)
Lineage: Eukaryota; Metazoa; Nematoda; Chromadorea; Rhabditida; Anisakidae
Source: the annotation of a GenBank genome assembly